CUAUAUAUAUAUAUAAAUCAUAUCAUUCAUGCAGAGUCACCUGAACAUUUCAUAAGUAGAUAUACAAGCCUACCAAACAUUUCAAAAUAUAUAGAAAACGUCUCAGAAGUUUAUUAUUCCAAAGCUGUAAUAUAUCAUCAUGAUCAUGAAGAUAUCUAUGGCUAUGUGCAAACAGCCAUUGCCUCCUUCGCCGGCGUUGGACUUCCCACCAGCACGAUUUGGUCCCAGUAAUAUGCUAACUCUAAACCCGUACGGUCCAAAAGAUAAAGUCGUGGUCAUCAUGGGUGCUACCGGAACAGGCAAGUCACGACUCUCCAUCGAUUUAGCCACACGUUUCCGGGCAGCUGAGAUCAUAAACUCCGACAAGAUCCAAGUCCACCAAGGUCUAGACAUUGUCACCAACAAGAUCACGAGCGAGGAGAGCUGCGGGGUACCGCAUCAUCUCCUUGGCGUCUUGCCGCCUGAAGCCGACUUAACCGCCGCAAAUUACCGUCACAUGGCGAAUGUCUCCAUUGAAUCCAUCCUAAACCGUGGAAAGCUUCCAAUCAUCGUUGGAGGUUCAAACUCCUACGUGGAGGCUCUAGUGGACGACGAGGAAAACAAAUUCAGGUCGAGAUACGACUGUUGUUUUCUAUGGGUGGACGUGGCACUUCCCGUUUUGCACGGGUUCGUGUCUGAGAGAGUUGACAAGAUGGUGGAAAAUGGAAUGGUUGAGGAAGUAAGAGAAAUUUUUGACUAUUCCGAUUCUAAUUACUCGAGAGGGAUCAAGAAAGCAAUAGGGGUUCCAGAGUUUGACAAGUUUUUUAGGAAUGAGAGGUUUUUGAACGCGGGAGACAGAGGAGAGCUUUUAAGGAAAGUGGUUGAAGAAAUAAAGAGGAAUACCUUUGGCUUAGCUUGUAAGCAAAGGGAAAAGAUCGAACGGUUGAGAAAGGUAAAGAAGUGGUGCAUUCAGAAAUUGGACGCCACUCCGGUCUUCACAAAGCAGCGAAGGUCCAAGACGGAUGCUGACGUGGCGUGGGAGAGGCUCGUGGCUGGACCAGGCACCAUUGCCGUGUCGCGUUUUAUGCUGGACAUUGCCAGCCAUCGACCGCUCGUGGAAGCUUCAACAGGGGUAGCGGCGGCCAGGGAACGUGAGAUGUCGAGGUGUCUAGUGGCAUGAUCAGUACUAACCACGUAGGCUGGAUUGGGAAAUGUGGUUUGAGUUUAACGCCAAUGGUUUAUUGGUGAUGAUGACGUGGCAAUGAUGAUCACAAAAAUAAAAAUAUACAAGACUAGAGAGGAUGAGUGGGGGGGAUCGGAGGACAAAAAAAUAUAUGACAAUAAGCUAG
Capsella rubella is the source of this 1328-nucleotide messenger RNA. RefSeq names its product adenylate isopentenyltransferase 3, chloroplastic. Bases 140 to 1159 code for a protein of 339 amino acids. NCBI's taxonomy places the organism in Eukaryota, Viridiplantae, Streptophyta, Magnoliopsida, Brassicales, Brassicaceae. Gene Ontology annotation, cellular component: mitochondrion. The record is from RefSeq and is a predicted model, not a curated record. Gene Ontology annotation, molecular function: tRNA dimethylallyltransferase activity. Gene Ontology annotation, biological process: tRNA modification; cytokinin biosynthetic process. The transcript has a single exon.